This is a messenger RNA of Jaculus jaculus (lesser Egyptian jerboa), 1497 nucleotides long. RefSeq names its product MYC binding protein (gene Mycbp). The transcript is spliced from 5 exons. Gene Ontology annotation, molecular function: transcription coactivator activity. Gene Ontology annotation, cellular component: nucleus. The coding region runs from base 75 to 386 and encodes 103 amino acids. The record is from RefSeq and is a predicted model, not a curated record. NCBI's taxonomy places the organism in Eukaryota, Metazoa, Chordata, Mammalia, Rodentia, Dipodidae. Gene Ontology annotation, biological process: regulation of DNA-templated transcription.
GCCGCGCAUGAGCAGUGGCGCUCCGAGCCCGCCAGCCAGAGUCGGGCGCCAGCUCCGCGGCUGUGGCUGUCACCAUGGCCCAUUACAAAGCCGCCGACUCCAAGCGGGAGCAGUUCCGGAGGUACUUGGAGAAGUCGGGGGUACUGGACACACUCACGAAAGUGCUGGUGGCCUUAUAUGAAGAACCGGAGAAACCCACGAGUGCUUUGGAUUUUUUAAAGCAUCACUUAGGAGCCGCUACCCCAGAAAAUCCAGAAAUAGAGCUGCUUCGCCUAGAAUUGGCAGAAAUGAAGGAGAAAUAUGAAGCUGCUGUAGAAGAAAAUAAAAAACUGAAAUCAAAGCUUGCUCAGUAUGAACCACCUCAGGAGGAGAAGCGUGCUGAAUAAGAUUCUUCUCAGUUGCAAGGACACUGAAAAAUGGUUUUGUAUGACUUGAAUAGUUUGUACAGUAUAUAAUCUUUUCUGAAUAGAUGCUCUAAGACUUUUAAUAUGUUAAACUCACUCACCACACUUUAACUGUUAUAAACACAUAUACUUAGAAUCACCAAUAAAAACUCAAUAUAACUUUCUUUGGGUCUUAAAGCAGGAGAAUCCAAAGUUAAUCUUGAAGAAAAUCCAAAUAGCCAUAGAACUUAUCACCUUCAAGGACAUUCUAUUUAUUACCCCAAUAGGAAUAAUGGUACUGGUUGUAUUUUAGCCUCAUUCAGCGUGGAGCUAAUUCGUGGUUAGUUCAGGAUAUAAACGUAGAUAGGUACAAGCUUCCUUUACAGAGAGCUGGAGAGAUCUGUGUGAUGGAAGAUGCUUUUGUGUGGUUCCCACAGAUCUGCUCGUGUUGACACAAUGUAGAACAAAGGACUCUUCUUUGCCACCACUUUGCCUUAGGUGACUGUGUGUGCCAGUCUGAACUCUGACACCACGUUUUCCUCUAUGCAAUCAUGCCCAUCUGAUAAUGCUGCCUCGCUCUGCUGUGUGCUGUACUCUGUCCUUGCUGCACGUUUGUCUUUCUGUGUUGUGUGUUUUCAGUUUCCCUGGUGGUAAUUUAUAUAACUUUAAACAGGGUUGCACUCUUACCCCGCCCACUUACUUAGUUGCUUAGUUGAGCACAGGAAAGAGGUAAUAUAAGAUUCUGGGUUCAAGCACAAGCUGGGAUGGGAAGGGGAUUGAGCUGUAUAGCAGACGAUUACAUUAUAUAAUUAGUGCUCCUCCCCCCCUUCAAUGUCUCUCUAGCCUUGAAUUCAUUUUGUCUUCACGUCCCUGUGAAGUAGGUAGGGCAAGUGUGACAGGAGGCUGAGUGCUGAAUUUUUAGGCCAAAGGUUGACAUACAAAUUUGAUACUGUCGAACUUUGGGCAUGUCAGUUAAUUGCUCUGAGAUUCACUUUCCUUAUCUGUUAAGUGAGAACAGCUGUGCUGCCUACCUCACAGGGUUGUUGUGAGGGUCAAAUGAGAAAAUAUGUAUGGAAGAUUUGUAAAUGGUAAAGCACUAUAUUCUUGUUUGUUA